GUGCGACUGAGGAGACGUUUUUCGCCAUGAACAUGUUACCGCCAUCAGCUUUUGUUCCCUUGCUGGCUUGUCUUUUGCCUCUGAUGUCGGCAACCGUUGUUCAAGAUUUUAAUCACAUCGAGCGGUGCAAGGACUCCCUGUAUAUGGGGACACCGCCGCGGGGGUUCACUGACACCAAGCUGAAGAGGAUCUGUCAGAGGUACAUGGACCGACCUCGCUUUGUGACCCUGUACGACCCCCAGAAGAGGAUUCCAGUUUACUCCGCUUAUACCUUCAAGAAGACAGAAGGAGACAGACGGGUGGACUACCCUUGGAUGUUCGAGCCCCAGCUGGCAGAGGUCGAUGGUAACGGAAACAUGCAGCCCUUCCCCACCGGCUACCUGCACAUGAAGUUUGAGGACAGCCAGGCGGUGCUGGAUGACUACUCGGACGUGGUCCUGUAUGAGAGAGGUCACCUGAACCCGGACCAGCACCAGUCCACCCCACACGACCGCGCCGCCACCUACACCCUCACCAACGUGGUCCCGGAGAUCCGCGAGUUCAACAUCGGGCCUUGGCGCGAGUACGAGGAGCGGAUCCGCGUCCGCCUCAACAACUUCUGCCGCGGCACGGCCUACAUCGUGACCGGCGUGACCACCAGAGGCAACAUGAUCCGCAGAAACAACCAGGACCGCGUGGCCAUCCCCGAAGACGUGUGGUCCGCCUACUGCUGCACCGAAUAUGACCGCAACGCACCACACAACGUGCGCAUCCGCUUCCCGACCUACGCAGUCUUGGCCAAAAACGCCAAAGAGGGAAACAGCGUGAACGAGAUGCCGGUCCAGGAACUCGAGAUGUUCCUGAGGAGUCAUUUAGAUGUUGACCAGAACCUUCAGCUAUUCUAUGAUAACUGCAUUUCUCCAUCACCCCUCCCUCUAUAUCUCCAACACACCAUCUGAAAGCUUCAAGCGUACGUGAUGGUUUGGCUAAUACACCUUUGAGUGAAUGGGGAUAAUGGUAAUUUGUACUAAGGAGGAUUGGAAAAACAUAAAAUAGGCUAUAGUCAUAACUCUCUGUUAUUUUAAUUUAUCUCGCAGUUCAGUUAUUAUUUGGGAAAACAGAGUUAGUUUUUCUUUAAAAGCUUUCUGUUCUGUUUAUAUCUCCUUUUUUUAAAAAGGAGAACUGCUUUGUUGGAAGAAGGUUAUUUAAUUUACGGAUGAGUUAAAGGUUAUGUAA
This is a messenger RNA of Pungitius pungitius (ninespine stickleback), 1215 nucleotides long. Its product is annotated as endonuclease domain-containing 1 protein. The coding region runs from base 27 to 938 and encodes 303 amino acids. The record is from RefSeq and is a predicted model, not a curated record. Gene Ontology annotation, molecular function: metal ion binding; nucleic acid binding; hydrolase activity. The transcript has 2 exons. NCBI's taxonomy places the organism in Eukaryota, Metazoa, Chordata, Actinopteri, Perciformes, Gasterosteidae.